Messenger RNA from Guillardia theta CCMP2712, 294 nucleotides. RefSeq lists its product as hypothetical. The transcript is spliced from 2 exons. Gene Ontology annotation, molecular function: protein binding. The record is from RefSeq and is a predicted model, not a curated record. The annotation marks the transcript as partial. Gene Ontology annotation, cellular component: nucleus. Lineage: Eukaryota; Cryptophyceae; Pyrenomonadales; Geminigeraceae.
GAAGUCAUUGCUUCCAUGAUUUCUAAAGCUCAACGAAAUAUGCAUGGCAUAGUCGACCUCAAGGGUCAAAACUUCGGCCAUGGAUUGUAUCCACUUGCUUCUUUCAUUAAUCACAGCUGUGAGCCUAAUGCAAUAAUUUCCUUCGAUGGAAACAAAUUGGUAGUUCGAGCUCUUGAGAACAUUCCCCGAGGCACCGAGAUCACAAUAGCAUAUGUCGAGCUGUAUGCUCCUCUGGACGUGAGGAGAGACGCCUUGCUCUCGCGCAAGGGAUUUCUCUGUAGAUGCUCGAGAUGU